Molecule: messenger RNA, 2355 nt
Organism: Vitis vinifera (wine grape)
Lineage: Eukaryota; Viridiplantae; Streptophyta; Magnoliopsida; Vitales; Vitaceae
Product: folylpolyglutamate synthase
Exons: 16
Coding region: 369-1982 (537 amino acids)
Biological process (GO): tetrahydrofolylpolyglutamate biosynthetic process
Cellular component (GO): cytosol; cytoplasm; mitochondrion
Molecular function (GO): ATP binding; tetrahydrofolylpolyglutamate synthase activity
Source: RefSeq, a predicted model, not a curated record
GAAGAGUGGAGUGGAGUGGUGACGUUGAGUCAAUUACUGGAGUUUUACAGCUUUUAGGUCCGUCAAUGGUCCAACCACCCAAGGUUAAAACUAUAAACUAAUAAAAGGAUUUUUGAAUCUGGGCACAGUGCCAAAUAAUUGUAUAUAUGGAAUAAGGGAAUAAAAUACAUAGAUUCGUCUCCUCCUCUCAAAUCUUCCUAUCCAACCCAACGCUCCGGCUCCUUACAUUCUUUUUCUGCAUUGGAUUGGCUCCUGCAACGCCUCUCUUCCUCGUUUUCCCCUUUUUUUUUUUUUCUUUUUUUUCUUUAUCAAUUCAUAGAUAUUUUCUAAUUCUCUCUCUUGAAUUGAGAAAACACGGCCACAUCGAUAUGACGGACGGUGAUGAUGGACUAUUGGAAUCUACAGUAUCUCCAUAUCAAGAAGUAUUGGAUGCUUUGUCCUCUUUGAUUACUAAACGCAGUCGUGGUGAUAAGAGCAACAAGCGGGUUCUCUUUGAUGUAUUGUUUGAUUAUCUAAAGAUGCUGGACUUGGAUGAACCGAUUUCGAAGAUGAAAAUUAUCCAUGUGGCAGGCACCAAAGGAAAGGGAUCCACAUGCACAUUUACAGAAUCUAUAUUACGCAACUGUGGCUUUCGCACUGGCCUUUUCACAUCUCCUCACCUCAUUGAUGUCCGAGAAAGAUUUCGGUUGGAUGGUGUGGAAAUAUGUGAGGAGAAGUUUUUGGCAUACUUCUGGUGGUGUUGGGACAGAUUAAAGGAAAAAACUGACGAGGAUGUACCAAUGCCUACUUUCUUUCACUUCAUUGCCUUACUUGCCUUCAAGAUAUUUGCUGCAGAGCAGGUAGAUGUUGUUAUAUUGGAGGUUGGAUUAGGAGGAAGGCUUGAUGCAACAAAUGUGGUGCAGGAGCCUAUUGUGUGUGGUAUAACUUCCCUUGGGUAUGACCACAUGGAAAUUCUUGGACAUACACUUGGAGAAAUUGCAGGGGAGAAGGCCGGUAUCUUCAAGCGUGGAGUUCCUGCAUUUACCGUGCCCCAACCUGAGGAAGCGAUGUGUGUACUUGAAGCAAAAGCUUCUCAGUUAGAUGUACCUCUUCAAGUAAUACCCCCAAUGGACGCCAGCUUGCUCAAUGGUCUAAAACUUGGGCUUGAAGGUGAGCACCAAUAUCUAAAUGCUGGUCUUGCCAUUGCACUGUGCUCUACUUGGCUUCAAAGAACCAGCCAUCUUGAAAUCAACUACCUGGAACAGACUAGCUCUCUACCUGAGCAGUUUAUUAAGGGGCUAACAACAGCCAGUUUACAAGGGCGGGCUCAGAUUGUUCCUGAUCGUUGUAUCAAUAUUGAAAGCCCUGGAGAUUUGGUUUUUUAUUUGGAUGGAGCUCACAGUCCUGAAAGCAUGGAAAUAUGCGCAAGAUGGUUUUCUCUUGCCAUUAAAGAAGAUGAUCAGCAACCGACUUUGAAUUAUCAACCACAGGAUGAUGUUGGAUCCUCACGUGAAUUGGUGCAGAAGGAUUAUCAUGGAACUUCCAGGAAGAACACCACACAGAUACUUUUGUUCAAUUGUAUGUCAGUGCGGGAUCCUCAUUUGCUUCUUCCACACUUGAUGAAUACAUGUGCUAGUCAUGGUGUCCACUUCAAGCAGGCGCUCUUUGUGCCAAAUAUAUCAGUAUACAAUAGGGUUGGAUCUCAUGCUCUUCCCCUGACCGAUUUGCAAGUUGACCUGUCAUGGCAGUUGACUCUUCAAAGACUAUGGGAGAGCCUCAUCCAUGGAGGGGAUGCCAAGAACAUAGAUACUCGUGAAGAAGGAAAAGAUGAUACAGAAAAAAGUGUGAUAAGUUGUGAGAAUAGCACUGUGUUUCCUUCUCUUCCGUUAGCCAUUAAAUGGCUCAGGGACAGUGUUCGACAGAAUCAAUCUGUUCGCUUUCAGGUUCUUGUGACGGGCUCAUUACAUCUUGUGGGUGAUGUGUUGAGAUUAGUUAAGAAGUGAGGCAUGGCAUCUAAUGCCGAAGACCCCUUUAGUCGCAUGCGGGUCGCUCUGCAACGAGGUACCGUAUGUAUUCCCGAUUGCAGGGCUUCAUGCAAACAUUUAAAGCCCACUUACCCAUCUACUCCAAUCCAACCUGAUACUACUUCACCAAACGCUCAAGAGAAAGAAAUGAGUUUUUGGAUCAUUUUUUGUACGGUAGCCUCCUUUACAAUUGAGGCACUGCAGGAGUGGUCCCACUCCACGUUGUAACCGAUCUUGGCAUCUCUGGGAUUUUUAGACAUUCGUUACAUUUUGUUGAAGAUUGUUGUCUUUUAACCACAUACUCGGAAGUUUCACAUCUCUUGUGCUCGAUGCAUUUUACAUUUUGACUCUA